AUGAGACUGUUUAAAUUGGUCGAUACCCACCAUCAUCAGCACCACCACCACCAACAUCAUCAUCAAAAUCGGGUCAACCAUUUGCAUACAAUAUUUUAUGAACAACUGAGACACACUGGACUGGCACUGGACUACAGUAUUUUUGGCAAUUUUAUUGUAUGGCUAAUGUUUGACAAAUCAAACGUUUCACUGUAUACGAAAAUACUGGAUCCGUCACUGGCCAACAAUGUCGGCCAGGAGUCAACUCGUACUGUCCUAUCGAUGACCUACGACUGUAUGACCUAUGAUCGCGAUAUAGCAUUGGCUGUCGAUUGGAUACACUAUUUAUUGUAUAUACCGGUUUGCAAUGAAACUAACAGAAAUUUUGGUCUAAUGGCUGUUAGACUGUUGGCACCGGUAGCUAUGGUACAGAUAUACAACAGUGACAAACCGGUCCCAAGAAUCAGCGAUAUCAGAGUUGAUCCACAGGUUUCGCUAGUAUUUUGGACAGAAUUUUCCUACAAUAGUAUACAAAUGACACCCAGAGUUAUGCGCUCAACACAGGAUGGCCAUCAUAUUAGAGUGAUAGCCGAGGACAGGGAUGCCAUUGCCAAGUCGUUGACACUGGAUAUUCAUAACAGACGUGUUUGUUGGCUAACAAGUUAUCGUGAGUCGCGACAACUAUCUGUAGCAAUGUUAGUCUGUGUCGGCUAUGACGGCACUGGCAAACAAGUCUAUACCCAUUUGAAUAGUUAUUUCAAAAAUAUUAAUCCCAACAUUAAUAUACUAAACGGUAAUAUCUAUUGGAUUAGCGAUUUAGGCAAAUCAAUAUCAAUGAUACCUAUUAGUAGUAGUAAUGAACACUUUCCGUCAAUAAUAAUGGACAGUAAUUAUAAUAUCGGUAUAAAUCAGUUUAGAAUCGUUGACCGUUCCCUACAAUCGCUGGGUAAGGAUCACUGUACAGAUCAUAACUGUUCCCAUAUGUGUGUUCCGACACCAGAUAAUACAAUGGGUUAUAGGUGUAUGUGUCCAACUGGUCGGGUAGUUUGGAACGGUAGUCAAUGUUUGGAUAAAAUUGAGUUAACAAACAAAAUAAUUAUGUUUAACUAUACUACUAAUAUGAUAACCAAUAAGUCAUCGCAUUUAUGGCAUAACUAUAACAAACACAUAAUACUAUUAUCAUUAUUAUCAGUACUAAUCCAACUAUCAUUACAUGAUAUAACUGUAUGA
Molecule: messenger RNA, 1209 nt
Organism: Oppia nitens
Lineage: Eukaryota; Metazoa; Arthropoda; Arachnida; Sarcoptiformes; Oppiidae
Product: putative vitellogenin receptor
Exons: 1
Coding region: 1-1209 (402 amino acids)
Source: RefSeq, a predicted model, not a curated record